UAGGCUUGAAUAAGACCAGUUUAAGGAGAGAAGAUGAAGCCCAUAUUUUGUGGAAACCUGGAAUAUGAUGCACGGCCAUCAGAGCUCGAGCGCCUAUUUAAAAGAUACGGGAAGGUUGAAAGAGUGGAUGUGAAGUCAGGAUUACUUGAGGUUUCCAUAUUCUUCCUGGAUGGAUGGGCCAUCAUAUUUCCUUUUCUGGCUGGUGCCUUUCUGGCAUCUUCUAGUGUUUUUCAAGAAGAAUUUUCUGAUCUGUCAUGGCAUCAACAUCCUACAUUUUCCUGAGUACCAUUGCUUUUUAAAAUCAUCAUGACUUUUGCUCAGUCUUCAAUUUCUGACAUAUGUUGCCAUAGAAAUCAUAAUCAUCACAGAAGCCACUAGCAGGAUUUGCUUUUGUCUACAUGGAAGAUGAACGAGAUGCUGAGGAUGCUAUUCGAAGACUUGAUCACACAGAGUUUGGAAGGAAGGGGCGCCGGCUCCGUGUUGAAUGGACCAAGCAAGAACGUGGAGACAGAAGGGCUGACAUCUCGAAAAGACCAGUUAAUACAAAGCCCACAAAAACCUUGUUUGUCAUCAACUUUGAUCCUGUCCAUACCAGGACAAGGGAUUUGGAGAGGCACUUUGAUCUGCAUGGCAAAAUUUUAAAUAUUAGGAUCAGAAGAAAUUUCGCAUUUAUACAAUUUGAAUCUGAGGAAGAAGCGAGUAGAGCACUGGAGGCAACCAACAUGAGCAAGUUUAUGGAUCGUGUCAUCUCAGUGGAAUAUGCUAUUAGAGAUGAUGAUGAAAGAAGAAAUGGGCACAGCCCUGAGAGAAGAGGCCGUGAUUUUUCACCUGAUAAAAGAGGAUAUGGUCGUGGGCGUUCUCCGAGUCCAUAUCGCAGGGAUAGAGAUAGCCCUGACUAUGGGCAUGGAUCCAAGCCAAACUCGAGACUUGAAUCUAGGAGAAGUCCAGACUAUGGGAGAGCAGAAAGCCCAGCCGCUGAGAGAUACCAAGGGCAUGGAUCCAAGCUAAACUCAAGACAUGAAUCCAGGAGAAGUCCAGACUAUGAAAGAGCAGAGAGCCCAGCCGAUGAGAGGUACCAAAGUCGCUCUCGUUCACCCCCACCGCGCUCUCGUUCACCUCCACCACGAGAAAGAUCUCGUUCAUAAGAUGCUGAGGAUAUAUCCAAGGAAGCAACAAUGAAGCCUUUGUUGGUUUGAUUAUGUUGUGUACUGUUUGUAGCUGCGCAGUGUCGUGCUUUCUUUGAACCCAAAUAAAACUUCAAAUUGCUUUAUAGUGUGUAGGUAGCUAAACUGCAAAUCAGUUCUGUACUUUAUUAUAAUCCAUUGUUCUGGAUUUGACAUUUUACUUGUCUUGUCAACUUGGAAAUUGCCGUAUCUUGAAGGCUGGAUUUAUUCGUGUCGUUCUAUUUAGGUUGCAAGAUUUCACUGUCAA
Molecule: messenger RNA, 1431 nt
Organism: Daucus carota subsp. sativus
Lineage: Eukaryota; Viridiplantae; Streptophyta; Magnoliopsida; Apiales; Apiaceae
Product: serine/arginine-rich splicing factor RS41
Exons: 7
Coding region: 399-1145 (248 amino acids)
Biological process (GO): mRNA splicing, via spliceosome
Cellular component (GO): nuclear speck
Molecular function (GO): RNA binding
Source: RefSeq, a predicted model, not a curated record